Molecule: messenger RNA, 144 nt
Organism: Fonsecaea erecta
Lineage: Eukaryota; Fungi; Ascomycota; Eurotiomycetes; Chaetothyriales; Herpotrichiellaceae
Exons: 2
Coding region: 1-144 (47 amino acids)
Source: RefSeq, a predicted model, not a curated record
AUGCGUUUGCGUAUCGCGGACGUCGAAGAGUAUACAGUAUUUAGAGGAGCCAAAUCUUUCCUUGUUGAAUUUUUCAAUUUCCGCGACGAUCGGACGGUUUUCAACGCGGACCGAUUCAUGGUCGCUGAGUUUACCGUCAUAUAA